Teleopsis dalmanni is the source of this 3671-nucleotide messenger RNA. RefSeq lists its product as uncharacterized. The transcript is spliced from 7 exons. Bases 1 to 3633 code for a protein of 1210 amino acids. The record is from RefSeq and is a predicted model, not a curated record. Lineage: Eukaryota; Metazoa; Arthropoda; Insecta; Diptera; Diopsidae. Gene Ontology annotation, molecular function: serine-type endopeptidase activity. Gene Ontology annotation, biological process: proteolysis.
AUGGCUCAUGAUCACGAAGAGUUGCCAUCAAGUAACCUAAAACAGCUGACAAUUGACGCUAGGAGACUUGGUGCAGAUAUCAUUUUGGGCUGCGACGCAAAUGCUCACCAUGAAAUAUGGGGUAGCUCAAACACGAAUGAACGUGGUGAGUUACUUUUCGAUUUUAUUUUUAGUAAUAAUCUUUUUAUAUGUAAUGACGGUAAUAGGCCGACUUUUGUUACCAAAAACAGGCAGGAGGUUCUAGACAUUACCGUGACUACUGCCAAAAUUCAUGGGUCUAUAAGAAAAUGGAAAGUGUCCACUAGACACUCUUUUUCAGACCAUAUGAUUUUAGAAUUUUCUAUACACUUAAAGAAAUCAAGUACCCCCAGUUUAGAAACUUUCAGAAAUGUCAGGAAUACAAACUGGACAAAGUACAAAUCCUCUAUAAAUGAGCUGUUGACAAACACUACUCUUUAUCCGCCAGAGAAUAUAAAUGAUCUGGACGAGCAGGUAGGAGAUCUUACCUCAAUACUUAAUGAAGCUUUUAACCUUGCCUGUCCUUCAACUCGACCUAGUAGGAAAUGUAACCCACCCUGGUGGAAUAGAAACUUAGGUCAAUUGAGGAAAGAAUGCAGGAGAUUUUUUAAUAGGGCAAAGCUUAAUAGAAAUGAGAGUGACUGGUCUGAAUACAAGAUCUCUCUGCAGAAUUAUAAGAAAGAACUACGUAAGUCUAAGAGGACUAGUUGGCAAUCAUAUUGUCAAGAGAUUAGUAGGGACUCUGAAACCUCUAGACUACGCAAAAUCCUAUCUAAAAAUCCAUCUGUCCCUGAGUUGCUAAGAAAACCGGAUGGGACUUGGUCAAAUAACAGUAGGGAGUCACUAGAUUUAUUACUAGAUACCCACUUUCCUGGAUCCUUUGCUUCGACGGAAUCCUCAGAAUGUUUAAACUACGCACCGGUAAACUCUAUCAAGUUAAACCUACAAACUCUAAAAUGGGCCAUUUUUAGCUUUAAGCCAUAUAAAUCACCAGGACCGGAUAGUAUUCAUCCUAUUGAGCUGCAAAACUCUUGGGAUCAAAUACAAAACUGGCUUCUGACCAUUUUUAAAUAUUGUCUCAUUUUUAAUUAUGUUCCAACUCAAUGGAGAAAGGUUAGAGUUGUCUUUAUUCCUAAGGCGGGUAAAACCUCUCAUAGUAACCCUAAUGAACUCCGUCCAAUUAGUCUUUCAUCUUUCAUGCUGAAAGCUUUAGAAAGAAUUAUAGACUUUGAAAUAAGGCGCGUUAUAGAUCCCAAUCUUUGGUCACCGACACAACACGCCUACACUAAGGGUAAAUCCACAGAGAGAGCACUCCAUGCCCUCACCUGUACUAUUGAAAAAACUCUUAAAGUAAAGGAAUUUUGUAUAGUGGCUUUCGUAGAUAUUGAAGGAGCUUUUAACAAUAUUCUUCCCAGUGCAAUAGCUAACGCACUCUCGCGUCUGGGUGUUGAGGAUGCGCUUAUCAGCUUUAUCGGUCAGUUAUUAACUGGCAGAAUUAUUGAAGCACAAAUGGGUGUAUCAGCAACACACAGACGGGUAAAUAGAGGCUGGGAUGAUUGGAGUGAUUUCACGCUUUGUAGCGUUACAUGCGGUAAAGGUGUGCAGCAGCGAUUUCGACGUUGUCUCCUGGAUAAUCCAAUGAUGAACUUAAACAUGAAUAUGAAUUUAAACGCAGUUGUUGAUGAUGAUGAUGACGACGAUGUUGUUAUUGAUGGUGAUGUUGAAGCUGAUGAAGUGGCCCGUGAUGCUUAUGCUACACAAAAUGGUAUUAUCAAUGAAAUGGAGACAGAAAUUGACUUUACGCAAAUGGAAAGUGACAAAAGUGUUGUCAAUGUGCCGACAACAAAAGAUGCACAAACUGAUAUUGAAAUUAUAGCAGCAAACGAUGCUGACAGCAGCAAUACUUUGCAGCUGCAUGGCAUGAAGGAAAUUAAAAUUGUUCCCACUAUUAAUGCAAUUGAUAACAUGAGUGAUGUCGCUUUGUUGUCACAACAGCAGACGUACCGAAGUACAACGAAUAACAGCAACAAUAAUUCUCCAGUUGCUGUGAGUGAUGUUAAUAAUGAAGAUACUGAACAUAAUAUGCUGUAUGUUGUUGCAAAUAAGUUAAAUGAGUUUAAUGAAAACUUACAAUACGCAAAUUCAAAAACUUUGACCACAUCAGCGAAAAAUAUUAAUAAAAAAAAUCAAUUGCAAGGAAAAAAAUCUGAGAAAGACUUUCAGAAGCCAUCCAAGAAGCACCGCAGCAGAAAGUCAACAAAAACUUUCUCGACUUUAUUCUGCGAAGGUUACAAUAUCGAACAACGGAAUUGCAACACUUUUGAAUGCCGUGAUGACAUAAACGACUUAUUAAAAUUUUAUAAAAAGUUUCCAAUGUUCGAUGACAUAAGCGCUGCGACAAUGCCAUUGGCAACUGAUAUCAAUACAUCCACAACAAUUGCUGCAGCUUCAAUUGGAGCAGCUGCAAUGUCUACCGAUACAGUUGUAGCGACAGCAACAACAACCUCGAGCAUUGGCUUCGGUACUAUUAAUGCUGCUGUUAGUUUAAAUGCCAUGCCGUCAUCAACACCUUCCAAUAUGGGAUAUGUCAAGAGUUGGCACAAUGCAUUAAAUUUCACGCUCAUGACCACACUAAGGGCUAAGAACGACAGCAAGACCACAGCAACAAUUUUUUCCAUACGCAACACAACACACAAUUUAUACUUGGAGUCGUGCAAGGACGGUUUGCGUCUAUAUUUGGAACGUGAUAACACCACCGAAAUGCUACCUGUGAAAUUCAAUUUAUACGAUUAUCGCUGGCAUCAAGUAGCCAUCAGCAUACAAAAUGGAGAUUUUAUUUCAGUUUUCGUCGACUGCUCCUGGACAAAUGUUUUUGUUAUUAUUUUGACCGUAAAAACGGUCUCAAAUUUUGUUCUGGAUCCAUGGGAAGGAGAGGCGAAAACACCAAUACCAUUUAUAGUAUCACUUGAUCAAAUUAAAAAAGAUAUAUGGAAGCAUCAUUGUACCGGUUCUAUAAUACAUACACAUGUUGUUCUAACGGCAGCACAUUGUUUCAUUGAAUAUAAACUUCCUACUGACUUUACCAUAUUUUCUGGGUCAAAUGUAUGGAAUGUAGACGGAGAACGUCGUGAAGUUGCUGAUAUAAAAGUAAAUGAAAAUUAUGUCUUCGGAGAAUUAUUUGGCAAUGAUAUAGCUUUGGUAAAAGUCAAGGUGGGAUUUAAGUUUGAUAAUAUAAGAACCAGCAAAAUUGCAUUAAAUGGUUUUGCAAGAAUUGGAGAGAAUGUGAAGACGUACUUAUUAGGUUGGGGAUACACCAAGGAAUUGGAGGUGAUGCCAUUUAAAACUCAGAAGAAUAUGGAUUGUCGAGAUAUACUUUAUUUUGAUUCAAUAACUUAUACUGAUAUGUGUGCAUGGAGUAUGGGCAAACGUGGUGGUUGUCAUGGUGACUCAGGCGGACCAUUGGUUAAUGCUGACCUUAACACCCAAAUUGGGUUAUUAUCUUAUACUGUGGGAUCUUGUUUUUCAAAUCGGCCAUAUGCAUUUACGCGAGUGUAUUUAUUCAUAGACUGGAUAGAAGAGAACAUAUAUAAAAUGAUGAACAGUAAUGAUAUGUGAUGUUGUUUUUAAACUGAUAUAAAAUAUACGAUUUACUA